This is a messenger RNA of Diachasma alloeum, 1653 nucleotides long. Its product is annotated as beta-1,3-glucan-binding protein 1. Gene Ontology annotation, molecular function: hydrolase activity, hydrolyzing O-glycosyl compounds; carbohydrate binding. The record is from RefSeq and is a predicted model, not a curated record. Bases 22 to 1500 code for a protein of 492 amino acids. Gene Ontology annotation, biological process: carbohydrate metabolic process. Lineage: Eukaryota; Metazoa; Arthropoda; Insecta; Hymenoptera; Braconidae. The transcript has 7 exons.
GGAGGAGUACCGAGUCAUUUAAUGACUUCGAGGAAAAUCGCCAUUUCCUCGUCAGUGGUUUUAUGCACUGCUGCAAAGUCACAGCAAACGUCGAGUAUGCUCCGAAUUCUAAUCAUCUUCUCGUUACUGUUCCUGGAUUUUGGAUCAGUGUUGGCUACAUACACUCCACCACAGGCCAGAGUGGAACCUCUAUAUCCAAAAGGCAUUAGAAUAUCGAUCCCAGAUGAACAAGGAAUAACGUUAGUCGCCUUCCACGUUCGAAUAAACGAAGAAUUCGAAGGGCUGGAAGCUGGAACAAUCGCUGUAGAUGUGUUAAGAGUCCGAAACGGUCGUUGGAAAUAUGAAGAUCGUACAACUAAAUUAAAGUACGGAGAUAAAGUAUAUUAUUGGGUGCACGUUGUGUACGAAGGCCUCGGUUACAAUCUCCUGUUUCAAGAGCACGAGGUCACUGAUUUCUACGAUGUCAACGGUAACAGAGUUAAUCUCAAUGGUGAGCCGGUAUAUCCAGGAGCGGACAAUCCCAAUUGUCAAAUUUCAACGUCCGUUGUGGUGGAUCUGUCAACGGGCCGGCGAAAUGCAGCUUGCGCUGGGGAACCGCUCUUUGAGGAUGAAUUCGUCGACUUUGAUCCCAGAAAAUGGAAUACUAUUGAACAAUUCUCACGCGCUCCUGAUUAUCCGUUUGUUAUUUAUCGAAAUGAUCAGAGGAAUGUAAAGGUUGCGGAUGGAAAACUUCAUUUGACACCGACACUAAUGGAGACUGAGUAUGGAAAGGAUUUCAUUCAACAUGGAACUUUGACGCUUCCAAAAUGCACAGGCAAAUUAAACACGCAGGAUUGCACCCGCACCGCUCGUGGCAGCUACAUAUUGCCACCAGUAGCAUCUGGAGCCGUGAAUACCAAGAAUUCGUUCGCCUUCAUGUACGGAAGAAUCGACGUUCGCGCAAAAUUGCCAAAAGGGGACUGGAUAUACCCAGUUAUCGUGUUGGAGCCCUGGGAUAAUGAUCCAAACUCAAUGGAGACGACGCAGCAGUUGAGAGUCGUUGAAUCCGCGGGUAACGAGCAGCUGCAGGCUGGUGGAGGCACCGAUAUCAGUGGACAUAUCAUCUGCGGUGGACCGAUCUCAAGGUUGACCGCAGCCAGUACUGGGCCCGCCCAGCGGGCGAGAAGAUACUCCCCGGAACUCUGGUCCGACUCGUUCCAUACGUAUACGCUGGAGUGGCGGAAAGAUAAAAUUUCGGUCAAGGUGGAUGAUGUCGAGUAUGGAAGUGCUGCGGUUGGUUCCAACUUUGAUAAACCGUUUUAUAUAACCCUCGGGGUCGGUGUGGGUGGUUCUACGGAAUUCCCUGACCAGACUUUCAGCGGUUCAUAUCAGAAACCCUGGAAGAAUGUCGCGUCUAAGGCUUUAUUCGACUUCUUCAAUUCCACUCAGCAGUGGUCGGGGACUUGGAGGAACACGGAUAGGGAGUUGAGAAUUGAUUACAUCAAAGUCUCGGCUCUGUAAUCGUCACGAAUGUUGAAUUCUCAUAUAAACUCUUUUUCACCCAAAUAAACCCACAUGGAAAUAUUUUUAUACAGAGAUAUAUCUCAUGCAUCUCAUAUAUAUAUAUGAAAACUAUAUGGAUACUGUUAAAUAAAUGUCUUUUUUAAUAAUUAA